This is a messenger RNA of Mycena citricolor, 1213 nucleotides long. NCBI's taxonomy places the organism in Eukaryota, Fungi, Basidiomycota, Agaricomycetes, Agaricales, Mycenaceae. The record is from the annotation of a GenBank genome assembly.
CUUUGACGAGCUCUUCAAGCACCUGCGCGCGUCUGGCGGAAUACCUCUCCAGGAUUUCGCGUCGCUGGGUCUCUUUCUGCUUCUUCUCUUCCUCGAGCUCGGCUUUCCAUUUCGCCUUCAGUUUGCCGAGAACGGUCUUGGGCUGCGGUCCAGGCGAUGCGUACGCAGGCGCCAGCGCUGCCUCUUCAGCGUCGUAUCGAGGAUGUUGCCACACCGAACGAGGGGGGCUGCUGUUCAUGUCCACCUGGGCGCGUCAGUAUUCCAGCUGCCAGAGCUUGAAUGGAAUGGCAAGUACAUAGUAAUGGUGAUUUGUGCUUUAACUCUUGAGUGAACGUGCUGGGUGUGUGCGGUUUGAACGCUCACUGCUCGUCUAAGUGACAGAACCACCCUGGAGGGAGGGGCGUCGCCGCGUCUUCUAGAGAUCUGCGGCGGUCCUCGUCUUGUGAAUACAAGGGCAGCGUCUCAUGAGAGGAAGUGGGUUGGAGCGAAGGGCCGGCGGGAAUGGAGGUUGGAUUCUCCUCAGGACGAGGCUGGAUAGCAGACAUGCGCGCGUCAAGCUACAUGGGUAUAAGAUCUAGCUCCUCUAAAGUGAUUGAACAUGACAUCACGGAAACCAUCCAGACAGGCUCGCAAUUCCGACGGUGCUGGUCACGGAUCAGUACAGCUAUGUCACGCGAAUAAAACAACCUUGACGACGAACAAUAACUGGAGGGCUCGGCCUUGUACUUUUGGACGAGUUCUCCCAGCGCCUCCAGCCCUGCCACGGGGAUCGGUCAGUAAAGCUCAGAUAGGCAACGACUUUUGGAGAACCAUCGUGGAUUCCCUUGUGGGAAUCAAUGUGGGCAUGUUCCGUUUCUGUCGAGAACUGCGUGUGCGUAUGAGCGCUUGGCGACCUGGAACUUCGGUUAUCCCGGGAGUGCCCACCUGCGGCAUCUUCGUGGCCAGGAUGGGGAAGAUGUGUGCUUCCUCAAUCGUGUGGUGCAUCGUCAAGUCUGGAGCACGGGUCAGAGCAGUGACCUCGGGGAUGGGAUCUGGGCACUUGCGAUGGUUCAAACGCGUAGCCAUCUGCAGGAAGAGGCUCAGACUGAGGCCGCGUUGUGUGAAGGAUCCAUCUGCGAGCUCGUAUAUCGUAUUGACUGCCGUUGUGUGAGAGACGCCCAGAACCAGCGCAGGGGCAGAGAAUCAUCUCAUGGGCAUACAUUCUUGCUUGAAA